GUUGAAAGCGCUUUGAACAAAAUUUGGGGCCACGUUGAAGUAUCAAACGUGUUCGCGGUGCCUCGGGCUCAGUCCCGACGGCAAACAUCAACAUCAACAUCAACAUCAACAUCAACAUCAACAAAGAAGGUCAGUUGGGUGUAGAGGAAGGGCACAGAGAGGUUUAUUAUGAGUAUUGUGAUUCGUUUCCGGUCUAAAGAUGGGAUGCUGAGGGUCUCUGCUGAUCCUGAUGGUGACUUCCUCAACGUUGUGGAGGAGCUGUCGAAGAAGCUGGCGGUUGAUGUGGCCAAGGUUGAGGUGUCGAGUGGGCCUGGUGGUCCGUUCCAGCCGUUGCUGGUGCUGUGUGGCAAGACGCCGUCUUCUCUGGGGUUCAAGAAUGGUGAGAUGUUGUUUUUGAAGUAUGAUGAUUCGCAGCAGCAACAGCAACAGCAGCAGCAACAGCAGCAGCCGUUGCAAGGCUCUGUUCAGAUCAGUGACGCUACCAUCCCGGUUUCCUCUGUGAAGGAACUCCCAGUCGACGUUGAAUUGAACAAGGAAACCGGUCUCAUUCCUAGAAGUCGAUCAAAAUUCUGCAGACAUGGAGACCAAGGCAUGUGUGAGUACUGUUCUCCAUUGCCGCCUUGGGACAAGUCCUAUAGAGACGAACACCAGAUCAAGCACAUGUCGUUCCACGCCUAUCUCAAGCAGCUGGAUCAUGCGACGAAUAAAGGACAAGGCUCGUCGUAUAUUGCGCCUCUUCAAGAGUCGAACUUCAACAUUGAUAAGAAGUGCCGUGGAGGACAUGAGCCUUGGCCAAAGGGUAUCUGCUCCAAAUGCCAGCCUUCUGCAAUCACACUACAGCAGCAGGAGUUCCGUAUGGUGGACCAUCUUGAAUUCGCCAACUCUGAAAUCGUCAACUCCUUCAUUGAGAGCUGGAGACAGACCGGAACACAGAGAAUUGGCUUCAUGUAUGGAACGUACGCCAAGUACGAUAAGGUCCCACUUGGUAUAAAAGCCGUUGUUGAGGCCAUCUAUGAGCCUUCGCAGCACGAUGAGAACGAUGGCCUGACCCUGGGCAUACCCUGGGAGGAUGAACAGCAGAUUGAUCAAAUUGCAGAGCUGUGUGGCUUACAGAAGAUUGGGGUGAUAUUCACGGAUCUAACCGACGCAGGCCAGGGCGAUGGCUCAGUGCUGUGUAAGAGACACAAGGACUCGUUCUUCCUUUCAUCGUUGGAAGUUAUAUUUGCAGCCCAGUUGCAGAAGCACUACCCGAACUAUACAAAGAGCUCUCCCUCUGGGAAGUUCUCUUCGAAGUUCGUCACCUGUGUCAUCAGUGGUAACCUCGCAGGAGAGAUUGAUAUGUUCCCAUACCAAGUGUCUGAAAGUGCCGAGGCCCUCGUCUCUGCUGAUCUGAUCACAGGCUCAACCAAGCCAUCGUUCGCAUACAUCAACGAGACAAAUGAGAGCAGAUACGUUCCAGAGAUCUUCUACACAAAGAUCAACGAGUACAACCUACAGGUGAAGACCAAUGCCAAACCUGCCAUCCCGGUGGACUACCUGCUGGUGACGUUGUCGCAUGGCUUCCCACAGGAGCCCAAUGCCGUCUUCAAGAGCAACAGCUUCCCCAUCGAGAACAGACAGGCGAUGGGCAUAUCCAGAGAUCUGACGGACCUGAAGCGUCGCAUGGACAAGUACACCCGUGGCGAGCUCAAGCUCGUCGACGUCAUCUCAGACUUCCACCUCCUGACGCUGCUGUUCACCGUUGAAGUGCUCAACAGCGAUGAGAAGGCACUCCUGGCUAGAGCCGCAACGACUCACAAGCUCGAAGACUGCUACCAGCUCCAGGAGACCG
Messenger RNA from Williopsis jadinii, 1831 nucleotides. It is a transcript of the gene NPL4, whose product is annotated as nuclear protein localization protein 4. The annotation marks the transcript as partial. The record is from RefSeq and is a predicted model, not a curated record. Gene Ontology annotation, molecular function: ubiquitin protein ligase binding; ubiquitin binding. The transcript is spliced from 2 exons. Gene Ontology annotation, cellular component: nucleus. Gene Ontology annotation, biological process: ubiquitin-dependent protein catabolic process. Lineage: Eukaryota; Fungi; Ascomycota; Saccharomycetes; Phaffomycetales; Wickerhamomycetaceae.